This is a messenger RNA of Jaculus jaculus (lesser Egyptian jerboa), 5402 nucleotides long. It is a transcript of the gene Carmil1, whose product is annotated as capping protein regulator and myosin 1 linker 1. Gene Ontology annotation, molecular function: protein binding. Gene Ontology annotation, biological process: regulation of Arp2/3 complex-mediated actin nucleation; cell migration. Gene Ontology annotation, cellular component: plasma membrane; lamellipodium. The record is from RefSeq and is a predicted model, not a curated record. The transcript has 40 exons. The coding region runs from base 244 to 4482 and encodes 1412 amino acids. Lineage: Eukaryota; Metazoa; Chordata; Mammalia; Rodentia; Dipodidae.
AAAAAAAGAAAAAAAAAUUAUUUUUUUAGUAUUUAUUUUUGGUGCUGCGAGGAGGUGGGGGGGGGGGGAGCGCGGCAACCUUGUCUCUCCACCUCCCUCCCUCACCCGGUUCGUGCCUUUCUCUCGGCUGCAUCUACCUCUCCAAAACACUGAGGGGUUCGGGCAAGGGCGCGGGGCCGCCAGUCAAGAGUUGGACGUGGGGUCCCCCCAUCCCCUCCUGCGCCCUCCUCCCCCAGGACAACCAUGACGGACGAGAGCUCCGACGUUCCCCGGGAGUUGAUGGAGAGCGUCAAGGAUGUUCUCGGCAGAAAGAUCAAAAUGACGGUGAAGAAGAAGGUGAAGCUGGAGGUGAAGGGGGACCGGGUUGAGAACAAGGUGCUGGUGCUGACGUCAUGCCGGGCCUUUCUUCUGUCAGCGCGCAUCCCCACCAAGCUCGAGUUAACAUUCAGCUACUUGGAGAUCCAUGGUGUGAUCUGCCACAAGCCCUCUCAGAUGGCCGUGGAAACUGAGAAGUGCAACAUCUCCAUGAAGAUGGCGUCGCCUGAGGACGUGAGUGACGUGCUGGGUCACAUUGGCACCUGCCUGCGGAAGAUCUUUCCUGGCCUCUCCCCACUGAGGAUUAUGAAGAAAGUGUCCAUGGAGCCAUCUGAGCGCCUGGCCGGUCUCCAGGCUCUGUGGGACAGCCAGCCAGUGGCGGAGCAGGGCCCCUGUGGUGGUUUUUCUCAGAUGUACGCCUGUGUUUGUGACUGGCUUGGGUUUUCGUACAGGGAAGAGGUGCAGUGGGAUGUGGAUACAAUUUAUCUGACCCAAGACACCAGGGAAUUGAAUUUACAAGACUUCAGCCAUCUUGACCACAGGGACCUGAUACCCAUCAUUGCUGCCCUGGAAUAUAAUCAGUGGUUCACGAAACUGUCCUCUAAGGAUCUCAAGCUGUCCACUGACGUCUGUGAGCAGAUCCUGAGGGUGGUGAGUCGGUCCAACCGACUGGAAGAGCUGGUGUUGGAAAACGCUGGACUUCGAGCAGAUUUUGCACCGAAGCUGGCCGCCGCGCUGGCGCACAACCCCGCCUCAGGACUGCACACCAUCGACCUUGCUGGCAACCCCCUGGAGGAUCGAGGUGUGUCCUCUUUAAGUAUCCAAUUUGCCAAACUCCCAAAGGGAUUGAAGCAUUUAAAUCUAUCUAAAACCUCUUUGUCACCUAAAGGGGUGAAUAGCCUUUCUCAGUCACUCAGUGCCAACCCGCUGACCGCCUCCACCCUCACCCACCUCGACCUCUCAGGGAACGCCCUUCGCGGGGAUGACCUCUCGCACAUGUACAAUUUUUUGGCCCAGCCCAACGCCAUUGUUCAUCUGGAUUUAUCCAACACAGAAUGUUCUUUGGACAUGGUGUGCGGCGCUCUGUUGAGGGGGUGUCUUCAGUGCUUGGCGGUGCUCAACCUCUCCAGAACUGUCUUCUCUCACAGGAAAGUAAAAGAAGUGCCCCCGUCGUUCAAGCAGUUCUUCAGUAGUUCUCUGGCUCUGAUGCAUGUCAACCUCUCUGGCACCAAGCUGUCUCCGGAGCCCUUGAAAGCUCUGUUGCUGGGCCUGUCCUGUAACCACAGCCUGAAGGGGGUUUCUCUCGAUCUCAGCAGCUGUGAGCUUGGCCACUGUCUGAGGUCUGGAGGCGCUCAAGUCUUAGAAAGCUGCAUCGCUGAAAUUCACAACAUCAGCAGUUUGGACAUCUCCGACAACGGUUUAGAAUCUGACCUGUCUACCCUAAUCGUGUGGCUCAGUAAGAACAGGUCAAUACAUCACCUGGCGCUAGGCAAGAACUUUAAUAAUAUGAAAUCCAAGAACCUGGCUCCUGUGCUGGACAACUUGGUGCAGAUGAUCCAAGAUGAGGACUCGCCUCUUCAGUCCUUGUCUCUGGCGGACUCGAAACUCAAGGCCGAUGUCACCAUCAUCAUCAAUGCCUUGGGCAGCAACACCUCCCUGACCAAAGUGGACAUAAGUGGGAACGGAAUGGGGGACAUGGGAGCGAAGAUGCUGGCCAAAGCCUUGCAGAUCAACACCAAGCUCAGGACUGUCAUAUGGGACAAGAAUAAUAUCACCGCCCAAGGGUUUCAAGAUAUAGCUGUUGCUAUGGAAAAGAACUACACGUUGAGAUUCAUGCCGAUCCCCAUGUACGAUGCUUCGCAGGCGCUGAAGACAAACCCCGAGAAGACGGAGGAGGCGCUGCAGAAGAUAGAGAAUUACCUGCUCCGGAAUCACGAGACUAGAAAGUACCUUCAGGAGCAGGCGUACCGCCUCCAGCAGGGCAUAGUCAGCAGCACCACCCAGCAGAUGAUUGACCGAAUAUGUGUGAAAGUCCAAGACCAUCUCAACUCCUUACGAAGUUGUGGGGGAGAAGCCGUCCAGGAGGAUCUGAAGUCAGCAGAGCAGCUCAUGCGCGAUGCUAAGAACUCCAAGACGUUGCUACCGAAUCUAUACCAUGUGGGCGGGGCGUCCAGUGGCCUACUGUCCAGUCCCAUUCAGGAGACCCUGGAGUCAAUGGCUGGAGAAGUUACCAGAGUUGUGGACGAGCAGCUGAAGGGUUUGCUUGAAUCCAUGGUCGACGCUGCCGAGAGCCUCUGUCCCAACGUGAUGAAGAAAGCCCACAUCCGGCAAGACUUGCUCCAUGCCAGCGCCGAGAAGGUUUCCGUCCCACGGGCCUUUGUCAGAAACGUCCUGCUGGAGCAGUCUGGCAUUGACAUUCUCAACAAAAUUAGUGAAGUAAAGCUGACCCUGGCCUCCUUCCUGUCUGACCGAAUCGUGGAUGAAAUCCUGGACGCGCUCUCGUGUUGCCAUCAUAAACUGGCUGACCACUUCAGCAGGCAAGGCAAGAGCCUCCCUCAGCAGGAGUCCCUGGAGAUCGAGCUGGCCGCGGAGAAAGUGGCGAAGCGGGCACAGCCCGCGGUGGCGGAGGAACUCACCGAGGUGGAGCGGCUGGAGGACCUGGACACGUGUAUGACUCUCUGCUGUACAAGUAUGACACCCAGGUCCAAGAGGAAGAGCAUUCACAGCCGGAUGCUGCGGCCGGUCUCCAGGGCCUUCGAGAUGGAGUUUGACCUGGACAAGGCCCUGGAGGAGGUGCCCAUUCACGUCGAAGACCCGCCCUUCCCGCUGCUGGCUGGCCAGGAGAGGCGCAGCACCGGCUUGUCGGGGCCCAUCUGUGAGCUGCCCUCGGAGGAGGGCAGGAAGCUGGAGCACUUCACCAAGCUCCGGCCCAAGCGCAACAAGAAGCAGCAGCCCACGCAAGCCGCGAUCUGUGUUGCCAGCAUUGCCCCUCACGAUGGAGACCAGAAUGGCCUCACAGGCAGAGUGGAUGAAGGAGUAGAUGAAUUUUUCACCAAGAAAGUGACCAAAAUGGAUUCCAAGCGAUCCACGCGGGGCUCAGACUCCCAGGAGCUCGGCGAGGGAGGCGGCGACGAGAAGAAAAAGCGGGACUCCAGGAAGAGCGGUUUCCUCAACCUAAUCAAAUCCCGGUCCAGAGCCGAGCGGCCACCCACGGCCCUGAUGACAGAGGAACCCUCGUCGCCGAAGGGAGCCUUCGGAAGCCCCGCCGCGGGCACCCCCAGAAGGGCCAUCCAGCCAGCCGAGCACAAUGGCGCCGCAGACCGCCCCGAGGAGAUAAAGACCCCUGAGCCCCCGGAAGAGGGUCCCGGGGAUGAGGCCGGCCGGCCCGAGCGCAGCCCGCAGGGAGGCCGGCGGUACAUGCAGAUGAUGGGCAGCGGGCUGCUGGCCGAGAUGCGGGCCAAGCAGGAGAGGAGGGCCGCCUGCGCACACAAGAAGCUUGGACAUGACAUCGCCUCGCAGGAUUCUGCCAGCAUGCCCUCCAGCAGCACAGAACGACUGGACGGAGAGAACCGCUUGGCUUUGGGAAGCCCGGAGAAGAACCCCAAAGUGGACGUGGGCUACAGGCCGAGGAGCUCGUCCAGCACGCCCACCAGCCCGAAGCCCCUCCUGCAGUCCCCCAAGCCCACCCUGGCAGCCCGGCCCUGCAUUCCACAGAAGCCAAGAACUGCCUCCCGACCAGAAGACGCCCCAGACUCUCCAUCUGGCCCUAGCUCUCCUAAAGUUGCUCUUCUCCCACCCGCCCUGAGAAAGCUUCCCGCAGACAAGGAGCGCAACGGCCAGAGCAGCCCGCAGCCUGCUCCGAGGAGCUUUCCACAGGAAGUGGUGCAAAGAGGAGAUUAUUACAAAAGGCAUGCAGAUCACGACAGUGGCAAGCCUUCCAGUAGAGGGAAAAGAUCUUCAAAACUGUACUCCACCAUUGCGGAAGAGGACGCGAAUGCGCCUGGGCACGGGAAGUCACAGCCAACAAAUGUUUCGAGGAAAAGCUGGGGCCAGCAAGCCCAGGAGAUUCCGGAGCCCAAGCACCGGUCCUCCAGUAAAGACGGCCGCCACGGGAGCAAAGCCAGUGACUCCGGAGAAGAGGCGGAAAAAGAGUUUAUUUUUGUGUGACUGUCCCCGUGCCCAGGGCUCCCCGCACGGUGCUCUUCACAGCCAUCAGCGAGGAGACAAGAGCUGCUUGUCUCCCUUCCAUCUCUUGGUGCUUUCUCUUCUCUCCAGUCCUUCCUUCUUUCAUUUUUAUUUUUAGUAUAAAAACAAAUUCACUUCCCAGCUAUCAAAGCCCAUUUUCUCUUGGUUUCCUCCUAACUUGCAUUUGAUCUCUAAGCAUCCCUUCACAUGCCUUCUUUCAAUGAAAGCUAGCAGUGAUUCCACGGGCCCUACUUGAAUUUCUCUGAGGCAGCUACACCUCGACCUGCAUGAUGAGGUUUUGGAGAUGGAGUGGAGUGUCCGGAACCCACACUCACCCAAGUAGCUCUGUCCUGAAGGCCGUGGGAUACUGUUGUGAGCGUGUUUGUGCCAGAGCUGCAAACGACUCGGUGUAGCAGUCUAUUCUCGAUGUAUGCAAUUGCACAUUGUAAUUAUAUUAACAGAGCACACUAAUAAAUAAUUUGUAUAAAUUAUAUAUCUUAGAUCUUGGAUAUGGAUUUUACAUUCUCCCAUGGGGAACUUCCUUCCUUCCUGAUGUGGAAUUGUACAUUUAAAACUCGGUCGGUGACCUGCGCACGCCGUUAACAAGCACGGCCAAGGACAGAGAGGGGCCUGUGGCUGUUUCUACUUGUGCCCGGGUUCCAUGUAUAUAGUUGACUGGAAUGAGGUUUUAUGCAUAUUCAUGUUUUAAGGCCUUUAAUUAAUUUCUGUCUGCAUAUUAGAUUUUAACGUGUGAUUUUAAGAGAAAAUACUUUGACACCUGUUUAAAAAAAAUCAAAAUAUUACUCUUUAUAAUACAUCUCACAAGUAUCCACUUACAUCACAGGAUGAAAGUAUUUUAUUCCUAUGUAUAUUUAUACCAAUAAAAUGAUUUUACAAGUGCA